Urocitellus parryii (Arctic ground squirrel) is the source of this 1232-nucleotide messenger RNA. RefSeq names its product forkhead box S1 (gene Foxs1). Gene Ontology annotation, biological process: cell differentiation; anatomical structure morphogenesis; regulation of transcription by RNA polymerase II. Gene Ontology annotation, molecular function: DNA-binding transcription factor activity, RNA polymerase II-specific; RNA polymerase II cis-regulatory region sequence-specific DNA binding. NCBI's taxonomy places the organism in Eukaryota, Metazoa, Chordata, Mammalia, Rodentia, Sciuridae. The record is from RefSeq and is a predicted model, not a curated record.
AGCAUGCAGCAGCCGCCACCACCACCGCCUGGGCCCUUGGCCCCGGCCACCGAGCCCACCAAGCCCCCCUACAGCUACAUUGCCCUGAUCGCCAUGGCCAUCCAGAGCUCCCCGGGGCAGAGGGCCACACUCAGUGGCAUCUACCGCUAUAUCAUGGGCCGCUUUGCCUUCUACCGCCACAACCGGCCUGGCUGGCAGAACAGCAUCCGCCACAACCUGUCUCUCAACGAGUGCUUUGUCAAGGUGCCCCGCGAUGACCGCAAGCCAGGCAAGGGCAGCUACUGGACCCUGGACCCCGACUGCCACGACAUGUUCCAGCACGGCAGCUUCCUCCGUCGCCGCCGCCGCUUCACCCGUCGGGCAGGUGCAGAGGGCACCAGGAGCCCUGUCAAGGCACGCCGGGGACCCGUCAGGGCCACCAGCCAGGACCCCGGAGUCACCCACACCACGACCAGCAGGCAGUGCCCAUUCCCACCAGAGCUGCCAGACCCCAAGGGCCUCAGCUUUGGGGGUCUGGUGGGGACCUUGCCAGACAGCACGUGCCCAGCAACUGCUGAUGUCACCAGGCCUCGGCUGCCCAUGGAGCCCAAGGAGAUGUCCACACCCAAGCCUGCAGGCCCAGGGGAGCUCCCAGUGGUCACUUCACCCUCCCCGUGCCCAGCGUUUGGCUUUCCUGCCAACUUCUCUGAGGCCGAGGGCUUUAGCAAGGCCCCCACGCCCGUCCUGACCCCCGAGGCAGCCGUCGGGAGCGGCUACCAGUGCAGACUGCAAGCCCUCAAUUUCUGCAUGGGCGCCGACCCGGGCCUGGAGCACCUGCUGGCCUCUGCAGCGCCCUCCCCGGCACCCCCCACCCCGCCAGCCUCACUCCGGGCCCCGCUGCCCCUGCCAGCUGACCCCAAGGAACCCUGGGUYGCAGGAGGCUUCCCUGUCCAGGGAGGCUCCAGCUACCCACUGGGGCUGCCCCCCUGCCUAUACCGGACACCAGGAAUGUUCUUCUUUGAGUGACAGCAGCCUCACCUCUGUAGGGCCUCUGCCAAACCAGUGCCAGGCUGAGCCUGGCUCUAGGACCUGGAGAGUUCUCAAAGGACCAAGCCCCGGCCGGCCCAGCACCACCUGGACGGGAAGCCAGGACUGGAGCAGCGGCGUUCAGCCGGGCCCUKGGGGCCCCUGGAGAAACUUGGGGGUGAGGGGGCCGGGGUCCUUGGGAUUUGUUCUGUGGCUCUUGGCCCCAA